This is a messenger RNA of Arabidopsis arenosa, 1224 nucleotides long. The record is from the annotation of a GenBank genome assembly. NCBI's taxonomy places the organism in Eukaryota, Viridiplantae, Streptophyta, Magnoliopsida, Brassicales, Brassicaceae.
GUUUCUGGUAAUGAAAAAUCAGAAAGGCAACAUCUAAUCUGAAGUUCUUGAAGACAAGAUCGAUGGAGAGCCCAACCAACCAGACAAUUCCCCUUCUCACUCCAUUCUCAAUGAAAAACUUCAAUCUUACUCACAGAAUAGUUAUGGCGCCGAUGGCGAGAAUGAGAUCAUACGGUAACGUUCCACAACCUCACGUCGCCUUGUAUUACUCUCAAAGAACAACUCCGGGAGGUCUUCUCAUCAGCGAAGCCACCGGAGUUUCCGAAACCGCCAUGGCGUAUCAAAACAUGCCAGGGAUAUGGAGGAAAGAACAAAUCGAAGCAUGGAAGCCCAUCGUCGACGCCGUUCACUCUCACGGCGGCGUCUUCAUCUGCCAACUCUGGCACGCUGGUCGCGUUUCUCAUCGAGAUUGUCAGCCAAAUGGAGAAGCUCCGGUCUCUUCUACAGAUAAGCCAUUCGUCGAGGAUCCAUCGAAUGAGUUCACUCCUCCGAGAAGGCUAAGAACUGACGAAAUCCCGACAAUUGUCAAUGAUUUUCGUCUCGCUGCAAGAAACGCAAUCGAAGCUGGUUUCGACGGAGUGGAGAUCCAUGGAGCUCACGGGUACUUGCUCGACCAAUUUAUGAAAGACUCUGUUAACGAUCGAACCGAUAGUUUCGGCGGAUCUCUAGAGAAUCGAUGCAGAUUCGCUUUACAAGUUAUAGAAGCGGUGUCGAACGAGAUCGGACCUGAUCGCGUAGGAAUCAGACUCUCUCCGUUCGCUAAUUACAUGGAAUCAGGAGAUUCAGACCCUCAAAAAUUAGGGCUUUACAUGGCAAAGUCUCUGAACAGAUUCGAGAUACUCUACUGUCACAUGGUUGAGCCUAGAAUGAAAACAGCCAGUGAGAUUUUCGAGUGCACGGACUCACUUACGCCGAUGAGAAAGGCGUUUAAUGGAGCGUUCAUUGUCGCCGGAGGUUAUACAAGAGAAGAUGGGAACAAGGCGGUGGCAGAGGGAAGAACAGAUCUUGUGGCGUACGGAAGAUUGUUCUUGGCUAAUCCGGAUUUACCUAGAAGAUUCGAGCUCGAUGCCCCGCUGAAUAAGUACGACAGACCAAGUUUCUAUAGUUCUGAUCCUGUCGUUGGUUACACUGAUUACCCUUUUCUCGACACUACAGAUCAAUAAAAUCGUGUCUUGUUCAUUCUCUUUUCAGUUCAAUAGUUAUGUCUACUACUUUAAGACCAUU